UUCAAAAGAAAGAUCUCGAUUGCUUCUCCUUCAUACAAAACCGAGGUUGGUGAUAUCACGAGUCGCGAGUAAAGAGAUAUUUUUCAUAAAUUUUCGACGAAAAUGGCUAUGCACGUACCAAAACCGCCCGGUUUGGCGCAAAUGCUUAAAGAGGGGGCCCGCUACUUUUCGGGUCUCGAUGAAGCAGUUUAUAGGAACAUAACAGCCUGUAAACAAUUUGCGGAUACUGUUAGGAGCGCGUAUGGUCCUAAUGGUAUGAAUAAGAUGGUAAUCAACCAUAUUGAGAAGCUUUUUGUAACCAAUGAUGCAGCAACGAUUAUCAAUGAACUGGAAGUGGAACAUCCAGCUGCUAAAUUAUUGGUACUAGCAUCGAAGAUGCAGGAAGCAGAAGUAGGAGAUGGAACAAACUUUGUCAUUAUUUUUGCUGGUGAAUUACUUCAUGCUGCUGAACAGUUGCUUCGUCUGGGGAUUACAACAUCAGAGAUUAUUGAAGGUUAUGAGAGGGCUUUGGAGAAAGCACUCGAAAUUUUAUCGACGCUAAUCAUCCUUGAUGUGAAGGAUGUACAGAACGAGGAUCUAGUGAAGAAGGGGAUCAGGACUGCUGUCAUGAGCAAGCAAUACGGUAACGAGGAUCUUCUUGCUUCCCUUGUCACUCAUGCCUGUGUUUCCAUCUUACCAGAGAAAACGACGUUCAACGUCGACAAUGUACGAGUUUGCAAGAUACUGGGUGGUGGAUUGGGUAAUUCUCAAGUGGUGCAAGGUAUGGUAUUCAAGCGUCAAGUAGAGGGAGAAGUCACGAAAAAAAACAAUGCAAAGAUCGCGGUGUACACCUGCGCCGUGGACAUCAUACAGACCGAGACCAAGGGUACCGUGUUGAUCAAGACGGCUGAUGAAUUAUUAAAGUUCUCGCGUGGCGAAGAAUCGCUACUGGAGAAUCAAAUCAAAGCGAUUGCUGAUAGUGGUGCCGAAGUCGUGGUAUCUGGUGGGAAAUUCGGUAACAUAGCGUUACACUACAUGAACAAAUAUAAUUUGAUGGCUGUUCGCCUACCGAGCAAGUUCGAUAUCAGACGAUUAUGUAAGACCGUCGGUGCUACUGCGCUCUCGAAGCUGGUGCCUCCAUCAAAGGAAGAAUUAGGAUAUUCUGAUGCGGUAUAUAUAGACGAGUUAGGAGACACAAUAGUGGUGGUAUUCAAAUUAGAUGGGAAAGAAAGUCGCGUCAGCACCGUGCUCGUACGUGGUUCUACCGAAAAUUAUAUGGACGAUAUCGAACGUGCGAUCGAUGAUGGCGUCAACACUUUCAAAGGUAUUACGAGGGACGGUAGAUUCGUCCCGGGUGCAGGUGCAACCGAGAUUGAGCUGGCCGCGCAGCUAGCUUCGUACGCGGAUACUUUACCUGGUUUGGAGCAAUACGCCGCGCGUAAAUUCGCUACUGCAUUGGAGAUCUUUCCGAAAACGUUGGCCGAGAGUAGCGGCACUCAUGCGUCUGAAGUUCUGUCCAAAUUAUAUGCGGCACACAAGGAAGGAAAGAAAAACCAUGGCUUCGAUAUUGAUGGGGAUGGUGCAGUCUUAAUUGAUGCCGUUGAGACAGGUAUUCUGGAUCUGUAUUUAACGAAGCAGUGGGCGAUGAAAUACGCAGUCGGUGUGGCGUGUACGGUCCUCAAAGUGGAUCAGAUCAUCAUGGCAAAACGAGCGGGCGGUCCAAAGGCACCAUCAGGAGGCAUUCGCGAUGAAGAUGACUAAUGAAACAGCGUAACAGCGUUAUCGGGAACUUUAAUGUUUAAUUUAUCACAUUGCGUUUAUAUGAUUUUAAUAAGUUUUGGAAUAUAAAUAAAAUAGGAUGAGAGUAAAGGAACAAUAUGUGUACUUCGUACUUAAUUUCGUGUUGGAAAGAAUAAGUUCAUUUUGAAUUUUGUACACUAUAUUGUGACUCAUAUUUUCACAAAUUAAUCGAAAUUUCUACAGUUUCAUAUUUUCAUCCUUAAUAUGCGUACGCGUAAUAUGCAUGUCUAUUGUGUUUUAACAGAAUAUAAAAUAUUACAAUUUUGUUAACACUAUUGUCCGCUAUUUUUCAUUUUAUAAGUAUAUAUAGAAAACAAAAUAUAAUGUACAUAAGUAUACAUACAUAUACAGUAAAGAUGUCUGCAGAUCCCAAGAUCAAUGAUACUGAUUUCAACAUCUUAACUUAUAAAAAACAUUCGUUCAAAAACAUAUGUUCAUUACUAAUGUGCAAAAUUUAGACUGCGCUCCACUUUACGGCUACAAAUGCUUCAGAACACUAUUUUUUUCUUCUUACAAAUAAAAGGAAGAAAAGAAAGCGUUUUAAAUAUGGCAUUAACUCGGUCGCAGUCUUAAUUGAUCAACUUUAAGCGCUUCUCAAUUGUCGUAGUUUGCUCGAUGUUUGAUACUAGGAGUUUCUUCCGUAAAUGAAUUUAGAAAUUUGCUCUUAACGAAUAUUGCGCGAGAUCUAAAAUAAUCUUGUACGUAAUAAUACUAAAGCUGCAUUUGGUUUGCAUGCUUUCAUGUUGUCAACGUUUCUGUUUAUCAGCACUAUUUGUAGCCGUCCGCUUUGGUUGGUACGCGUUUACACCGAUAAUAGGCCAUUCGGUUUGAACAUUGCAAACAUUGUGAACGUAUAAAAAUGGAGGAUAUCAAAACAUCUAAUAUUUAUAACUAAUAUCUUACACGUAAAAACAUAAUUCCAUGUUCUUGCCCAAUUUGUUAUUAUGAUUCUUAUAAUGGCUUUGUAUGUUUGGUUUAAGCUAGCAAGUUUCGACAUGUAUUGCCGAUCAGUUACAUAAUCAUUUUCAGAAUUACUACAACUAUUUUUGGCGAAAUUUUUUCCCUAAAAGAACCUUUGUCGAAGAUAAUAUUCUUCGAUUAAUAAAAUAAUGGUUUUUAUGUGGCCAUUUAAAUACUGCAAAUGUAAAUUAAUUCAUAAAAAAAUAAAAAGUUUAUACAAGAAA
Messenger RNA from Ooceraea biroi (clonal raider ant), 2963 nucleotides. It is a transcript of the gene CCT8, whose product is annotated as chaperonin containing TCP1 subunit 8. NCBI's taxonomy places the organism in Eukaryota, Metazoa, Arthropoda, Insecta, Hymenoptera, Formicidae. The record is from RefSeq and is a predicted model, not a curated record. Gene Ontology annotation, molecular function: ATP-dependent protein folding chaperone; ATP binding; ATP hydrolysis activity. Gene Ontology annotation, biological process: protein folding.